AUGAUGCCUGAAAAAUUAUCUAGUAUUACUCCGUUUGAUAAAAUAAAACAUUUAAGUAAUUUAUAUAAAAAUUAUUUAGUUAAAAAUGAACAAAUUAAACAACAACAUGCAAAAUCUAAUAAUGCUGGAAAUGAAUUGUAUGAUACAUUAACAGAAAAUUUUGAAAAAUUAUUUGCUAAAGUAGAUAAUUUAGAUGCUUCUGAUAAAGUUUUAGAUGAAUUUUUAUCAAUUAUUAAUGAAGAUUGUCUCGCUGAUGUUUUAUUAGAAAUGUUUAGAAAUCUUCAUGAUAAAUUUAACCCUAAAAUAAUUGAAAGAUUGAAAGUUAUUGAGAAAAGGAAGGAAGAAUCUGAUCCAGAAGAAACAGCCAGUUCCAGUUGUUUAAGUUCCGCAUCAAAUUCAGAAGGUGAAUAUGCUCAGUCUCAACCUGUACGUAAUUGUAGACGCAGUUCACGACUUGAAAAUAAGAAAAACAAAUAUAUAAAAAAUAGUGAAAGAAGGAAAAGAAGAUCGUAUAAUUUAGAUAAAGAAUCAGAUUUUAGUGAUUCAGAUGAUGAAGAAACUAAAGGAUAUGAUAGUGUAUCAAUUCAAAAAGUUAUCCUUGAUCCUGUUGUUCAAGAAAAAUUAGAAGCUUUUAUAGAAAAAGAUUUUAAUGCAAUUUCCAAUAGAUCUUUAGAUACAAAAAAAGUUAGUGAUAAAGUUAAAGAAAUAUCAAGUUAUUUAGGAAUUAGUCAAAGAGUUAUUGGACCAAUUGUUGCAAAACUAUCUAUAGGAGCAUUUAAUGAUUUGAUGUCAAGGAUAAAAGAUUGGGAUAAAUUAAAAGAACGAAUGCAAGAUGUUUUUAGAAGACUAUAUGCAUGGAUUAUUAACAAAGAAGCAAUUUUGUUUGUUCAUUCUUUAUGCCCAAAAAAGAUUCAAUUUUAUGGAAAUGGAAAACUCAUUAUACCAAAACCAUCUUAUUUUUGGUUGAAUUGUGAUGAAGCACCAACCGAUGAAAUCGAACGUUGUAUAACUCCACCAGUAAUAAAAUUUGACAAUAUUGAUGAAGAUGUGUCAACAUUUGGUGAAUUUAAACCAAAUCUUCGUGUUAAUAAGUAUAUCCGAACAAUUGAAUCAAAUCCAAAAUAUGAAGAGAUAUUUGAACGUACAGGAAAAACAUAUGAAUUUCAAAAUAAGAAUAUAGUUGUAGAAAAUAUUAAAUAUAUGACAACAAAAAAUUUUAAAUUUAAAGGUUGUCUUAAUACUGUAGAUAUAUGUAAAGAAAUAAGAAGACAUUUAACUGAAACAAACUGUUCCCAAAGAAAUUUUGCUGAAAAUAUUUUAGGAAUGUCGCAAGGUAGUGCUUCGGAUCUUCUAACAAAACCAAAAGAAUGGCAUGGAUUAACACGAAGAGGAAGAGAGCCAUACAUUAAAAUGAAAGCUUAUUUGGAUACAUAUGAAAAAUUGAAAGAAGAUCUUAAAGCAAUUUUUGAAGAGGAAGAGAAAGAGCAUUUAGAAAAAUUAAAAUCAUUUCACAAAAAAAAAUUAGAAAAAAGUGGAAAGAAAUUUGAUGAAAAAUCAUUGUAUAAUGUUUUAAAUAAAUAUAGUAAACCUUCAAAAUCUCUAACAAAUUCUAACGAAAAUGAAAAUAUUUCACCUUCUUUAAAUAAGGUUAAGCAAAAUGAUGAAUUAAUUAUUAAACAAAAUGAAGUAUCAUUUCAACCUAAAGAAAAUUGUAAAAUUAUGACAAAAGUUACUAACCAAAUAAAAAGUUGUCCUAACCAAAUUGUUUCUGAUGAGGCAAUUAUUUCUAAUUUAAUAUCACCAACAAUUGAAUCAUUAAAUACAAUGUCCAUAGCAACUGAAAUGAAAACACUUUUAGAAGAAUGUAAAAUUACACCUGCAAUAUUUGCAGAAAAUUUUAUGAAAAUUAAACCGCAAGAAUUUCAUAGAAUUUUAACUGCACCAAGAGCUUGGAAUUUAUCAAGUUUAGAUGAUAGAAAUGCUUAUAGAAAAAUGAAAUCAUUUUUGGAUAAUGAAGAACUUGUUAAAUCGUUUAAAGAAAAUGGAUUUAAUGCACUUCCAAAAUUACUAAAAAAUUUUGAUGGUUCUAUUUUAUCACUAGAUAAAGAUAAAAAGGUAGUACGUUAUAUGAAAUCAUCAAAACCAUUUGAAACAACACCAAGUAUAUGUAAUUCAAAAAUUUUAAAAUUCUGUGUUAAAAAACGACCAACAAUGCAUAUUGAGGAAGAUGUUCCAGCUAAAAAAGUAAAAUUGUGCAAUGAAGAAAGUCAGGAAAAAAUUAAAAAUGUUGAAAAUAAUCAAUUGAAAUUGUGUGAGGAAGUUUUAGAAGAAGAUGCCAAUUCAAUUCAAUUGACUGAUAAAAAAAAUUCCACGCAAAAAACAUAUAUUGUGCCAUUUACUAAACCACUUCCAUUAAUUUCUAACCAACAUUCUAAAAUUAAUUGUAUUGAAAAAAAUUUAACAAUAAAAGAAGAAAAUAUAGAUGAAAUAGAGGUUGAAAAUGGUAAUGAUAUACCAAUAACAUCAAUACAAAUAAAAGAUGAAGUUAUAAAACCUGAUUCUGACACAAUUGAUACUAUUACAUUGUCUGAUGAUAGUUUUAACAUUAAUGAUACGCUUUUGUCUAAAAAAACAAAAGAUCCAGAGUUUUUCAAACAAAUUCAUGAAAAUUCAUUUAAGCCAAUUCAUAAAAAAAAUGUUAACUUAUAUAAUAUUGAAACAUGUCAUGCAAAAAUUAUUAAAAGCAAUAACAAAGAGGAAUUGCUUAUUGAUACUGCUGAAUUGGAAAUCUUAUAUCUUGCAUGGACAUAUAAUCCGAAUCCUCAAAGUGUAAUGAAAAAUUAUCUUAGUCAAAUGACUGUUCUUCCUGUUGAAACCAUUGAUACAUGGUAUCAUACAUUUAAUAAAUUAAAAGGUAAUUAUUUGAGAACAGCUGAUAAUUCACUUACUUAUCGAGAAAAUUUAAGAAAAAGUGUACUAUCAACAACGACUAGAAAAAAAUAUCUUGCUAUAACAGAUCUUGUUUUUAAACAACUUUUUUCAAAUAAAUUAGCAGAAUUGAUGAAUCAAAAUCAAUAA
This is a messenger RNA of Strongyloides ratti, 3078 nucleotides long. Its product is annotated as Homeobox protein cut. NCBI's taxonomy places the organism in Eukaryota, Metazoa, Nematoda, Chromadorea, Rhabditida, Strongyloididae. The transcript has 2 exons. The record is from RefSeq and is a predicted model, not a curated record. Gene Ontology annotation, molecular function: DNA binding. The coding region runs from base 1 to 3078 and encodes 1025 amino acids.